Molecule: messenger RNA, 1470 nt
Organism: Emericellopsis cladophorae
Lineage: Eukaryota; Fungi; Ascomycota; Sordariomycetes; Hypocreales; Bionectriaceae
Exons: 5
Coding region: 1-1470 (489 amino acids)
Biological process (GO): pectin catabolic process
Molecular function (GO): carbohydrate binding; carbon-oxygen lyase activity, acting on polysaccharides
Source: RefSeq, a predicted model, not a curated record
AUGGCCCGGCUGCUUAUCCUCCUCUCCUUCUUCCUGGCCCUGGCGGCCCCCGUUUUCGCCGCCUUUGGCUACACGUCCUCCGGCGGCAACUACAUUGUGGACGCGGGAUCAUCCAACGCCCUUGCCUUCAGCGUGCGCCGGUCCAGCUGCGACAUCAACUCCAUCAAGUACCCGCGAUGGAUCAAGGUCACCUGCGAGACGGACACGCUGACACAGUACCUUGUCGUGCGCGAGGGCGACAGCACCAUCUUCCUGGCGACACACAUCACGGCCGAGCCUAGUGUCGGCGAGCUGCGCUUCCUCGCCCGUCUCCGAUCCGACGUGCUCCCCUAUGAGCACCCCUUUGGUGCAGUCUCGACGACCGGCGGUGCCUCGUCCACCGUGGAAAGCUCCGAUAUCUUUGUGGUCAACGGCCAGACACGCUCCAAGUUCUACUCGUCCGAGCGCUUUAGCGACAAGGACGCCCACUGCGUCUGGGGAGAGAGCCCUGAGAUGAUCCACGUCUGCAUGCUCGUGCCGCAGUACGAGUCCAGCUCGGGGGGCCCCUUUUUCAGGGACAUUGAGACCAACAAUGUCGGCUCCAAGACCACCAAUAUCUUCAACUACAUGAACUCGGGCCACGUGCAGACGGAAAACUUGCGCACCGGCCUCCACGGACCCUACUACCUCCAGUUCUCCCGCUCCGGCAUCCCCAAGCUCCGCGAAGCUGACACUGCAUGGAUGUCCGAGCUCGGCUUGAAGGGCUACGUCGCCCGUGCCGACCGUGGACGCGUCUCGGGCUGUGCUUCGGGCAUCGACUCGUCCCAGCACAGCAUCGUCGUCCACUGGUUCAACAACGCCGCCCAGUGCUGGACUUACGCCGCUGCCAACGGACAGUUCACCUCGCCUACCAUGAAGCCCGGCACGUACACCCAGGUGCUCUACCAGACCGAGUUUGAGGUCGCGAGGACGGACGUCCGCGUGUCCAAGGGCAACACCGCGACCAAGGACAUUGCCUCGUUCCUGCCGUCGAGGAACUACAUCUUGCAGAUUGGCACGCUGGACGGCCAGCCGUUUGGGUUCCGCAACGCGGACAAGUUCCUGCGGAUGCACCCAUCGGACGCGCGCAUGGCCGCCUGGGGCCCCCUGACGUACACAGUCGGCUCCUCCUCGGACAGCGACAUGGCCAUGGCCAUCUUCAAGGACGUCGACAACCCCCAGACCAUCAACUUCAACCUCGCCAGCGCGCCGUCAGGCACAACGACCCUGCGUAUCGCUACCACGCUCAGCUUUGCCGGCGCCAGACCCCAGGCCACAGUCAAUGGCUGGGCUGGCGCUGUCCCUGCUGCGCCUACCAAGAUCGACUCGCGCGGCGUGACGAGGGGUGACUACCGAGGACUGGUUACAAUCUCCGCUGUCUCUGGGAGCGGCGGCUCCGGAUUCCUGAGUCCUAAUUUCAUCCUUGAUGCUGUUCAGCUCUUCUCCAAUUAG